Molecule: messenger RNA, 1275 nt
Organism: Heterobasidion irregulare TC 32-1
Lineage: Eukaryota; Fungi; Basidiomycota; Agaricomycetes; Russulales; Bondarzewiaceae
Exons: 7
Biological process (GO): magnesium ion transport
Cellular component (GO): membrane
Molecular function (GO): magnesium ion transmembrane transporter activity
Source: RefSeq, a predicted model, not a curated record
GACCCCGUUCCGGCUCAUCAUGCAAACGCAGUAGUAGCCUUCAUCAUCGGCCUUGCAAUUGUCGUUCUUGCAUCGGUGUUGAACGCUGCUGGAUUGAACUUGACCAAGUUGGACCAUGUGCGCACGAGCGUAAUACCUAAAAGUGCACGACGGAGAGACUGGUUACGGCCGCUAUGGCUCUUGGGCAUGCUCCUCUACAUACUUUCCCAGCUGAUAGGGUCCACGCUCGCUUUGGAGUACAUGCGUGCCGAAUAUGUCGCCCCUUUGGGUUCGACAUCCCUCAUAUUUAACUUUCUAUUUGCACGGUUCCUGGUGGGUACGCCAGUCACUUCAAAUGAUAUAUAUGGAACCAUAAUCGUCAUUGCUGGGGUCAUCGGCAUCGUCGCCUUUGGCUCCAUUAAUACUGGCCUCUCUUCAGAGACAGAUGCCUCUCACCUUGCCUACCUAUGGGCCCGUGCCGGAUGGAUCGGGUACUUUCUGGUCAUGUCGCUCGCGCUCUCGCUUCUCUUCGUAUUCACUACGCAGCUCGAUCUCGUCCUCGCGUCACGCAGCGAUCUGUCCGCGGAACCGUUUGCGGGAAUGACCACCCGUAUACCCAAGUCCACCUCUGGUGGCCCUCUUAGGCGAGUUAUGGGCUGGAUACGAUGGGUGAUGAUUGCGAUUGCAGAAAAGUUGGAGGCUUGGACGGCUGGCAAAGAUGACAAGGUUGUGGCUUGGACUUUGGGUAUUGGGUGGGCCUGCUGCGGUGGUGGGAUGGCCGGCGAGUGCUUGGUAUUUGCUAAGGCCACCGUCCAACUUAUAUCCGGUUCACUGUCCCAUGAGAAUCCUGGGAACCAGCUCGGCCAUGCCGCGCCCAUCUUCACGUUUAUAUUUCUUGCGACGACAGCGAUAUUGCAGAUAGUUUGCCUGAAUCGUGGUCUGAAGGUGUAUGACUCCACUCUCGUCGUUCCCGUUUUCUACGGAGUGUACACUGCGACUGGGUGCAUCUUCAACGACUCCGUCGAUGCCUAUGCCUCCUGGACGCUCUUCCUCAUCUUCGUCUCCAUCCUCAUCCUCAUUUCGGGCGUCGUCCUUCUCACAUACAAAAAGCCCGAAAAGGCCGUUGCACAGCGCGAUGCCGGGAUCUCCCUUUCCUCCGUACCCAGUCGCCCGAUACCCAAAAAACACGACGGCAAGUCAGUGGCAGACGACAUGGACUCGGAGCGCGCGGGCCUGAGCGGAGAGAACGGUGCGGCCGUGUGGGAUGUCGGAGACGUGAGCGACGAGGAGGACGAG